This is a messenger RNA of Periophthalmus magnuspinnatus, 558 nucleotides long. Its product is annotated as cornifelin homolog B-like. Lineage: Eukaryota; Metazoa; Chordata; Actinopteri; Gobiiformes; Gobiidae. The record is from RefSeq and is a predicted model, not a curated record. The transcript has 4 exons. Bases 73 to 558 code for a protein of 161 amino acids.
CACAACAGGGCACACAGGCCGCGAGUCCCUGUAGGCGCCCAGCUCAACAACACCUGCAACUACUUAAACUCCAUGGCUCAGGUUCUACCUGCAGAUUGUCGGGUGGAGGAGGAGUGGAGCACCGCCCUGCUGGACUGUUUCGAGGAUUCAGCCACGUGCUGUUAUGGGUUCUGGUGCGGGCCUUGUUUGUCUUGUACCGUUUCGGGGCGCAUGAAGGAGUGCUACUGCCUCCCCCUCUGUGACUACUGUAACCCCGCCAUCCUCGCCUCCUGCUGCGUGGGGGUCCCCAUAUGCAUUCCACCGGCUGCAUUUGGCCUGCGGGUGGCGCUGAGAAACAGAUACAAAAUUAAGGGCUCUCUGCUGAACGACAUCUGUGUUUCUUGGUGCUGUGCUCCAUGCUCGUGGUGUCAGAUGCAUCGUGAGCUCAAACUGAGGAAUAUGAAACCGAAUGUGAUAAACAUCCAAAAUGUGGUCAACAUGCAGCCGGCUCCUGUCAUGCACCAGGCCGUGCCCAUGGGUAUGGGCCCCAUGGGCCCAAUGCCCAUGGGGCCCAUAUAA